Messenger RNA from Radiomyces spectabilis, 760 nucleotides. RefSeq lists its product as uncharacterized. The transcript has 2 exons. Gene Ontology annotation, biological process: mitochondrial respiratory chain complex II assembly; succinate metabolic process. Gene Ontology annotation, cellular component: mitochondrion; mitochondrial intermembrane space. The coding region runs from base 45 to 461 and encodes 138 amino acids. The record is from RefSeq and is a predicted model, not a curated record. NCBI's taxonomy places the organism in Eukaryota, Fungi, Mucoromycota, Mucoromycetes, Mucorales, Radiomycetaceae.
UUUUUUUUUUUUAACUCUGUUGACGUUAUACUACAUUGUUUAUCAUGCCGAGACUUGCGAGAGAAGCAAAGAUGUUGAUGGCCCCGCUCCAGUUAUACCGUGAGAUUCUUCGUACGCACCGCUGCUUACCGGCUGCCAUGCGAGACAUGGGGGACGAUUAUGUGAAGGCCGAAUUUCGACGACACAAAUCAAUUGACAAUCCCGCACACAUUGUCGGAUUUGUGUCUCAAUGGCAAGACUACCUGGAUCUGCUGAAGGCUCAAACUGCACCAAAGGUCGACAGCGAUUCUCCUGUAUCCAAAAGCGAUCCGUUGGUGCGAUCGUUCAACAUGCCAGAUGAUGGCUGGGGAAGGAAGCUUGAUAGUCAGCUUUUGGAUAAGAUGAGCGAGGAACAGCUCGGACAGCUGUAUGAAUUAAGAAACGAGGUCAAGCGAGCGCUCGGAAAAGAUGACAAAGCAUAAUACCACUUGAUUCUAGAAGCCAACAGUAUCGGCUAUCCUUUUUGUUUGAUUUCCUUUCCUCGACUCUGUAAUUUCUUUUGUUUUCAUAUGCUUUUACUUAUAACUUGACUCAUAUUUGUUUUUUAUUCUAUAUCACAUAAGCACAGUAACACAAGGUCCAAUGUGCCUGUACUCUGAUUGACAGAAGAACGAGAGCCUGGAAAAAUCGGCGGUUCCGCCAUACAGAACCACAUGUGUAAUAAAAGCGUCACUUCAACUGUCAUCCGUCAACGAUCUGUCAACAAGAUAGUAUAAUUCCA